AUGCAUAGAAAUCCGAGUUUUAGCGAAUAUACAAAUAAGGUCAUUGAACGACAUGAAUGGUGGCAGCAACGUCGAUCGAAGAUUACAUUCAUAUCGUUGGUUACUUUAAUUAUUUUUGUAAUUACUCUUUCUCUUCUGUUAAAAUUUGUAUUUCUUGCUCCGAAAAAGUCACAAACGAUUACAUCAACGACCACCGAACAACCACAACCUAUUUGCCAACUACCAUUCGGUUCAGUUGAUAGAAUAUUAGCUAAUUAUAGACCGGAAUGUAUCAUGUCAAAAGAUGUUAACAAUGAUAAUAAACCAGAUCUCGUGGUAACUAAUCCAAGCGACAAUAGUAUCACUGUAUUUCUUGGAAAUGGAAAUGGAACGUUUAGGGAUCAGACGACGUAUGAAGUUGGCUCCAAUCCAUCAUUUAUUGCUGCAGGUGAUUUUGACAAUGAUAACAGAUUAGAUCUAGCAGUGACUAAUUAUGAUGACAAUAAUCUUAGCAUCCUUUUUGGUAAAAGAGAUGGAACAUUUCAGAAUAAAAUCACUUAUACAGUUGCUGGUUCCCCGCAGUUUAUUAUUGUAAAUGACUUUAACAAUGACGAAAAAUUGGAUCUAGCAGUAACUAGUUUCAAUAACAAAAGCAUAAGUAUUUUGAUUAAUGAUGGAAAUGGAACAUUUCAGAAUCAGAUAAUUACUAUACUUAAUUUCGGUUCGAAGACUUUUGCCGCAGGCGACUUCAAUAAUGACAAAAACUUGGAUCUAGUAGUGGCGAAUCAUGACGGUGGAGAAAUUGGAAUUUUGCUUGGUAAUGGAAACGGAACAUUUCAAAAUCCAACAAUAUAUUUAGUUGGUAUUAAGCCAAUAUAUAUUGUAGUAGAUCAUUUUGAUCAUGAUAACAUAUUAGAUAUAGUAGUAACCAAUAGUGAUGGUAAUAGUAUCAGUUUAUUGAUUGGUAAUGGGGUUGGAACAUUUCAGAAUCAAACAGUUUAUAUGACUGGUCAAUAUCCAAUGUUUAUUACAGUUGGAGAUUUUAAUAAUGAUAAGAAACUGGAUUUAGUGGUGAUCAACGAGAAUGAUAAUAACAUUGGCUUAUUUCUUGGAAGUGAACAUGGAACAUUUCGAAGUCAAAUUAUUUAUACAUUUGGCUUCGGUCCAGUUACUGUUACGUCCGAUGACUUCAAUCAAGACCAUAAACUAGAUCUGGCAGUUACUGACCUAAGCGCGAAUAUUAUUCAUGUAUUAUUUGUCGCAGAUGAUUUCAAUUAUGAUACAAAACUUGACCUAGCAGUGGCACAUACCAAACAUAACCGUAUUAGUGUGUUACUCGAGGGAGAAAAUGGCUCCUUUCCAAAUCGAACAACCUAUUCAACUGGUAAUUCUUCGGGAUAUAUUGUAGUAGGUGACUUUAAUCUUGAUACAAAACUAGAUUUAAUAGUGGCUAACUUCGAUGAUACCACUUUAAGCAUUCUAUUCGGUAAUGGAGAUGGAACAUUUCGAAAUCAAACGAUAUAUUCGAUUAAUAUGUCUCCAGCACAUAUGGCUGUCGGUGAUUUUAACCAUGACAAUAAACUGGAUUUAGCAGUGACCUACUUUGAUGAAAAUUCUAUAAGUAUUUUGCUUGGAAAGGGUGAUGGAACAUUUCAUGAUUCAUUGACAUAUGAAUUUGAUGGCAGUCCAAUGGCUAUUAUUACAAAUGAUUUCAAUAAUGACAACAUCUUAGAUCUAGCAGUAGUCAAUUCUAAUGAAAAUACUGUAGACUUGCUUCUUGGUAACGGAAAUGGAACUUUUCAGAAUCCAAUUACGUGUUCAGUUGGCCUCAGUGUAUAUGCUAUUGUAGCAGGUGAUUUUAAUAAAGAUAAUAUAUUAGAUUUAGCUGUGACUAAUGAUGAGGAUAAAAGUAUCAGCACAUUUCUGGGUAACGGUGAUGGAACUUUUUCAAAUCAAACUAUAUACAACGUUGGUGAUGUUCCAUUUACUGUCAUAACGGCUGAUUUUAAUGAUGAUAGAAUAUUAGACUUAAUAUGUAACGACAUAAGCAAUACUAUGAGCGUUUUUCUUGGUAUUGGAGAUGGAACAUUCCAAAGUCAAACAGAGUAUACAAUUGGGCCAACUUCAACAUAUAUAGCUGCAGGAGAUUUCAAUAAUGAUGCUAAACUGGAUCUAGUAGUGGCGAACGGAGAGGAUGCUAGUAUAACUAUUGUUUUGAACCGCUGUUCGUAA
Adineta ricciae is the source of this 2211-nucleotide messenger RNA. The record is from the annotation of a GenBank genome assembly. Lineage: Eukaryota; Metazoa; Rotifera; Eurotatoria; Adinetida; Adinetidae.